This is a messenger RNA of Ciona intestinalis (vase tunicate), 3117 nucleotides long. Lineage: Eukaryota; Metazoa; Chordata; Ascidiacea; Phlebobranchia; Cionidae. The record is from RefSeq.
GCAUGUUCGGGUAAUGACAAUGCUCCAAUUGUGAAAGUGUACGUCGGAAUCAAAAGAAUGGCAGAAGCUAUCGCCCUUUAUGGGACCAACGUACCUAUAACAUCGAAAGUAAAUUGUGACGGUCCCUCCGCUACAGCAAAUACAAUGAAAUGUAAACCGACCGCGUAUUAUGGCAGCCCCGACUUAGCUGAUACGAAGAAGUCAGUUCAUAGAUCUAGUACCCAGCUGGUUCAAGGUGGUGGAGAAGCGGUUUCCAAUAACGCCCAAUGUGGAAGUCGUCAAAGGCUAAACGCCAGUAGUAGCUUUGAUGUACCAGCAGUUUACGCUGUGGCGUCGUCGGUCGCGCAAUCAAACUCACCAAGUACAGUGUACGAUAAUAUGACGAACUCUGAUAACUUUACCCCCCACAAGAAAGCUACUGACUGUGAAGUAAAGGCCGAAUUCGGCAUAAAUAUCGUUCCCAACCAACGGAAGUCGGGAUCGUACUCACAAGAGAAGCAUAAGAACUUUGCUGGAUCAUCGAAACAUGACUUUGCUCCACUGACAACAUGCAAGCCGUCCAUCGACACUUUUCAACCAUUAGGUAUGCAAUCAAACUACUUCUCUUCGAUAAACAGCUUGCACCACUACCACGACAGCCCACUCAACGACCACGUCGGUCUAGACACAGAAUAUAUGGACAUGAGAAGAAACAGUUCCCACUCUAUGUCUUCAGGAAGAUCCAACUCUAGCUGUGGUCUAACACCGACUUUGGCGUCGCCAGAACAAGACGCCAACUAUGCCCAGCAGUGCUAUCCAUUCCACGACCAUCCGUCACAGCAGGAGCCAAGUUUAUCCCCACUAAUGGAAUGUAUUGCGGCACUGCAAGGGACUUCUCCCGCUGCUGAUUUGAGCGAAAUUCCGAGCCCGUUGGGUGAAUACGACCUUGAUUAUUCAUUAGGAAAAUCGGACUAUGAUACAAAACCGUACGGUAGUGUUUGGGGCAAUGACGGUAGAUAUACGGACGAUUCUAGCCAAGCAACGUUUACAAGCCUUUCCAACUAUUCCGCUAACUAUACAUCGGGUAGCCAAGGGUUAAUGCCACAUUCAUACAGCGGGCCGUACAGUAAUGAAAACAACAGUUGUCAGUAUGCCUCGUCCAAUUCUUACACUGAGGGUAUUAUGCAAGGCCCUCACCGGCCAUAUUAUAACAGCAAAAAGACGAUUGCUACUCGCGAAGCGUUUCGAGCAGUUGGAACCCAGGAUGAGAGCGAACUGUCGAGCGGAAUCGCGUCAAAGCUUCCGUUGUUAUCCUAUCCAGGAAGCACACUAGGGGAUGAUCAAUACACAGGUUGUCCAAAGCAGUACGGUAACAGCAGGGGUAACGGGUUAUUAAAAGCCGAGGCGUUUGAAUCGAACUGUUUCUCGGAACCGAACGUCAUAUUUUCGAACGGUGACCGUUUGACGCCCAUCAGCCACUGCCAAUCAGUUAGCCCAUGCGGGCAGGCUAUUGCAGCAGAUGAUAAGAUUGGUGCCGACAUAAGCCACGAUGGCAGUAGUAAAGAUGAUAGUGACACAAAUAACCGACCACCAUAUUCAUACUCGGCGCUUAUAGCGCUUGCCAUCCAGAGCAGCCCAGGAAAACGGAUGACACUGCGACAGAUCUAUCAAUACGUGGUCACCUACUUCCCUUUUUACAAAAACAGUAAGACCGGCUGGCGCAACUCGAUACGUCACAACCUUUCUCUGAAUGACUGUUUCAAAAAGGUGCCGCGCAACGAGAACGACCCAGGGAAGGGAAACUAUUGGACGUUAGAUCCGGGAAGCGAGAAAAUGUUUGACAACGGAAAUUUCAGGCGAAGGCGGCGACGACGAGCAGACAUGAGAGACGUAACCGGACUGUUACAAAAAGCACCAGAACACAUGACGGUAUGCGUACCUGUACCGAGCAAAGUCGAAAUCUCACAAAGUUUCGAAGCAAAGUUUCUUGACAUGUCCUCGUCCAACAGAGAGCACGAAUACCUAAGCACCAGCGCGCCAGGUUCUAAUGACAUGAUGGAAACGGACUCCGAAUCUUAUCCAAACGUAAUACAUAUUCGUACUAACUUGCUAACGACGCCUACUGCGCACAACGCUACUGCGCAACCUCAGCAUACGUUCAAACAAGAGAGCGUUGGCAACUACGUGGACGAUUAUGCAAGCGCAUUUCCCUCUCAAUGCCAGAGUUCUUCGCAAUGUAAAUUAAACGCAGAAAAAGAUUUUACUACUCUACCUUAAAUUGUGUUUUGCUUGUACCGCACUAAAAACAAUCGGAGCAAAUGUAAUGUAGAAUAUACAUUCCGCCUUGCACUGCAAUAUUUUUAUGGUGUUUCUGUUAAAAGUUAUUGUAAAUACCUGCUUAAGUUUAGUCCAAUAAUUUAAAGAUAUAAAUAUAUUUAAAUCUAAGCGUAGUUUAAUGUACAAUAUUCAGGUCUCAGUGCAAUAAUAUCCCAUCUACCCGGCGAGCUUUUUUUCUAUUUUCUUUUUCUUUCUUUCCGCUUAUGCUGUAUAGGUAUUACACGUAGCAAUAUGACAUGCGGUUUUGCACAGUUUUAAGGUGGACUCACACCUUAAAAACAACAUGUAUAGAAUGUUUGAAGCGAUCUUCAAUGUAAUUGGUUUGUCUGGGUCUUUGCGCUUUGAAAGUAUUAUUUAUUUUUCUCAGAUUGAGAAUCUACAUUCGAUAUAGUUUGUAAAUUGUGAGUUCUUUCAUGUUUUACCUGAAUCUGUUUAUGUUCCGUUUUCUAUUCCCUUACCCCACCUAUUCAAGCGAUUUUAUGUUUUACUUUCAAAUUGGUUUAUUGUACCUUAAACCCAUAUUGCCCCAGCGUUCCAUUAUUUCAGUUGUAUGUAUAACACAGCAUAUUUAACCAAUCAUGCAACAGCUAUUAUAGUUUGCUCUUAAAAUUUUUUGUCGCUUAGACCAAUUUUUUGUAUUGUUCUGUCUAUAGUUUAAUAGAAGCCGAAUAGAACGAAAUUUCAUCGAAACAGAAUACUUUUGUUACAACGCAGUUGCGUUUUUUUUGCGGAUCGUUUCUUUAAAGCAUCUUUUUCAGUGUUAAAUAUUGUACAGCGGUGUAAAUAUAGCAGAGUUUUGCA